GUUUUCUCAGGGGAGGAGCACGGCUGAUAUGGCGAAGCGCACGCAGACAUCUGGCGCUUUCAGCGGAGCAUCUGGGUCGCGAGCGUACAUCAAGAAUGAGAUGAAAGCCGAAGAUGAUGAGGAUGCGGAGAUGAACCGCGCAUUGGGCUUCACGUCAAGGAUCAAGAAGGAGAAGACGACGCAGGAUGGUGGGUAUGUCUCUUCUGACGAUGACGACGGCGAGUUUGGCCCCAGGCUGGAUAUCGAUGCUAUCGAUAUCUCGUCUGGUGAUGAGGCGGGUGAUCUGGAGGGCAAGCCGAGAGAGUCGAGUGUCCCGCACGCGCUCAUGCCGAUUCGGAUUCCAAGGCGCGAGCAUCAGGAUCGUGUGAUCGGCAUCAAUACUGAAGCCAGCAAUGCAACAUCGGCGAAGGUUGCAAAACAGGCAGCGGAGAAAGGGGCUUCUACUACUGAUGAGACUACUGAGUCUGCAACUCGGAAAGGCAAGGCGAAAGCGAAGGAUGUCGAGAUCACCGAAGUGCGAAAGCCAUAUAAAGGCAUGUGGCAGGAUUCAGACGACAAGGACGAGGAAGUCCGGAUCAAGGCUGAACCAAUCGACGACGACGAGCAGCCCAUCACAGCCCCGGAGGCAGAGGCAGCCCCAGAGGGUGCCGAUGAGGAGGCAGCGGAAAAGGAGGAGCCACAAUCGCCACAGCUUGACAAGAAGUCCCACCUCAAAGGCAAAGGCCGCGCGCGCCGUCGUUCUGGUGUCCAAGACUCAAAACCAUCACUCCAAACCGAAGAAGAGAAGCAAGAAUGGCAGCGAUCGCAAGCAGAACUCGAAGACAUUCUCGUCGAGCUCGGUCAGGCGCAGUCCGCACCACGGAGCAAAGACCAAGACGCGGAUGUCGAAAUGAAAGAUGUCGAGCAAACGAAAGACAUGAAGGAAGAUCGAGUCUACCUUUUCCAAUUUCCACCCAUCAUCCCCGCCCUCGUCCCGCCAGCUGUCAAGAAAGAGGCACAGGAAGAACCGGCCCCUAUCAUCGCGGAAACGAAUUCGACGCCUAUCAAGAUUGAAGAAGACGCUCCACCAAAGCCGGCCUCGUCAACCCUCACGUCUGGCCGCGUAGGCAAGUUGCGAGUUCACCAGUCCGGAAAAGUGACGCUGAACUGGGGCGGUAUGAGUCUGGAGAUCAAGAAGGGCAUGAGUACCCAUUUCUUGCAGGAUACGGUCGUCACACGCAUCACGCCGCAGAACGAGAGGGUCGGACCUGGAGAUGAGGGUGACGCGUUGGGGUUUGGACAGGCUAGGGGCAAGUUUGUCGUCACGCCUGAUUGGUCUGCGAUGCUAUGAAUGGGACAGCUCUUGGACACGAUUCGAGCAUAAAAAAGGCGUAUUUUUGGUGGUGCAUUGCAGGUUGGGGAUACAGAUAAAAGGAUCUAGCAUAGCGAUGGUUGAACAGCUUGAGUGGUCUGGAUUGAUGUUCAGGACAUCGGAUAUUCAAAGUUAGAAAUCCAUACCUAACAUACUUGCU
This is a messenger RNA of Mytilinidion resinicola, 1511 nucleotides long. RefSeq lists its product as uncharacterized. The record is from RefSeq and is a predicted model, not a curated record. The coding region runs from base 29 to 1330 and encodes 433 amino acids. The transcript is spliced from 2 exons. Gene Ontology annotation, molecular function: DNA binding. Gene Ontology annotation, biological process: transcription by RNA polymerase III. Lineage: Eukaryota; Fungi; Ascomycota; Dothideomycetes; Mytilinidiales; Mytilinidiaceae. Gene Ontology annotation, cellular component: RNA polymerase III complex.